Engraulis encrasicolus (European anchovy) is the source of this 2348-nucleotide messenger RNA. RefSeq names its product mitogen-activated protein kinase 15 (gene mapk15). Gene Ontology annotation, cellular component: nucleus; cytoplasm. The record is from RefSeq and is a predicted model, not a curated record. The transcript has 15 exons. NCBI's taxonomy places the organism in Eukaryota, Metazoa, Chordata, Actinopteri, Clupeiformes, Engraulidae. Gene Ontology annotation, molecular function: MAP kinase activity; ATP binding. Bases 98 to 2095 code for a protein of 665 amino acids. Gene Ontology annotation, biological process: intracellular signal transduction; protein phosphorylation.
CAACAAUUACAAAACGAUGCAGCUUGUGGCGAACAGGCUACAGUAGAAGAGCAAGUUACCUAUCAGAUUGAGGGGCACGAAAUUAAAGACCUUGUAGAUGCGUCUAUUGGGGAAAAAGCAGGAUCACAUCAGCAAAAGGCAGAAAGCCACUAUGAAUGUCAGUGAAGUGGAAGACCACAUCUCCCAGAGAUAUGAAGUGAAGAGAAGACUCGGAAAAGGGGCAUAUGGCAUUGUUUGGAAAGCUGUGGACCGCACCACCGGUGAGACAGUGGCCAUCAAGAAAAUCUUUGAUGCCUUCAGGAAUCGCACUGAUGCACAGAGGACAUUCAGAGAAAUCAUGUUUCUGCAGGAGUUUGGCGAUCACCCCAACAUUGUCAAACUGCUCGACGUCAUCCGUGCUCACAACGACAAGGACAUCUACCUGGUGUUUGAGUACAUGGACACAGACCUGCAUGCGGUGAUCAAGAAGGGCAACCUGUUGAAGGAUGUGCACAAGCGCUACAUCAUGUACCAGCUCCUCAAAGCCACCAAGUACCUGCACUCGGGCAACGUCAUCCACAGAGACCAGAAGCCCUCAAACAUCCUGCUGGACACGGAUUGCUUUGUGAAGCUGUGUGACUUUGGUCUGGCGCGUUCGCUCUUCCAGACGCAGGAGGACGCGGGGAACCCCGCCCUCACCGAAUACGUGGCCACCAGGUGGUACCGGGCCCCUGAGAUCCUCCUGGGCUCAUCCAGGUACACUAAGGGUGUGGACAUGUGGAGUGUGGGCUGCAUCCUGGGAGAGAUGCUGCUGGGGAAGCCGCUGUUUCCCGGCACCUCCACCAUCAACCAGAUCGAGAAGAUCAUGAGCGCCAUCCCCCACCCCACGCCCGAAGACGUUCUCUCCAUACGCUCGGAGUACGGAGCCUCGGUCAUCCAGAAGAUGUUACUAAGGCCCCAGGUUCCUCUGGAGGAGCUGUUGGAAUCUCCAGUGGACCCCAGUGCCCUGGACCUCCUCAGCCGCCUGCUGCUCUUCAACCCAGACAAGAGACUCACCGCCGAGCAGGGACUCAACCACCCAUAUGUGGCCAGGUUCCAUAACCUGGCCAAGGAGCCCUGCCUGGACUAUGAUGUCAUCCUGCCUGUGGAUGACGACAUCCAGCUGUCUGUCACGCAGUACCGCAACAGGCUGUAUGAGAUGAUCAAAGAGAGGAGGUGCAGCAGUGGGGGCUGGGCCCAGAGGCGUUGGCACCGCAGGAGGAAAGGAGAGGAGGAGCAGGCGCGCAGGAGGAGCCUCUCGGGAGCCCGGGGAGACGGCACAGACAACACGCCUCUCCCAGACGGCCCUGUCUCCUCGCCAAAGAACUGUGGGGUAGGGGAGGGAGCAGGCGAUCAAGCGGAGGUCAAGUCUCCCUCAGUCCCUCUCAAGUCUCCUCUAACGAGGCAACCGACAGCAGUAAGCAGUCCGGUACUCCCGCACAUACAGCUGGCCAAUGAAAAGGGUGGACCGGCACCCGCCGUCUCGCAUGCGGCCCAUGAGAAGACUGCUCCAGGCCUGCUGCCGGCCAAUGACAGGGCUGGGGUGCUGCUGAGCCCCGGUGCGCAGAAGACCACCUACAACCCCAUCACUCACACUCCUAUGUUGGCUCAGCUACAGCAGCGUAGUGGCCUGGGCUUCAGGAGGCAGCCGCCACCACAACAGCCCUUUGCCACCACCACAGACAACAUCCCCAUCCUGCCUGCAGAGGGCGCCAACGGCAACAUGCUGGGGGAUAACAUGCGGGCCGGUCGUAACCGGUCGGCUCCAGUGGGCCGCAUCCGCUCCCAGUCCCUGACCCUGGCCCCCCACCCGCUCCACAACCCCCUGUUGCGACGCGACGAACCCCUCGUCUCAUCCGGCCUCAACGUCACCUCCGCCCGACUGAACCAGCGCUCCCCGUCCCAGUCUCGUGAGGCGCGGCCGGUGGUGCGCUUCAGCAAGAAGGUGUUCCAGAGCAACGCCAACGUGUCGGCGGCGGGCGACCCGCGGGCCAAGCUGGGCAGCUACAGCCAGGCUUACGGCACCAUCAACAAGACCCAUCUGGACAGCCUGCUCCGGAGUCGGCACCAGCACUAGACACGACUGGACAUCACUACACUGCAAUUUGCAUGGCAGAUUUGCACUCAGAUCUUGAUACACAUACACUUGCGCACAGACACAUAGACACACAGACACACACACACACACACACACACACACACACACACACACACACACACACACACACACACACACACACAGUAGUACACUCACUCGCCAGCAAUAGCAUACUAGUUUGUACUGACACACACACACACACACACACACACAUACAGUAGUACACUCACUC